Hirsutella rhossiliensis is the source of this 717-nucleotide messenger RNA. Its product is annotated as metal binding domain of ada domain-containing protein. The record is from RefSeq and is a predicted model, not a curated record. Gene Ontology annotation, biological process: regulation of DNA-templated transcription; DNA repair. NCBI's taxonomy places the organism in Eukaryota, Fungi, Ascomycota, Sordariomycetes, Hypocreales, Ophiocordycipitaceae. Gene Ontology annotation, molecular function: DNA-binding transcription factor activity; sequence-specific DNA binding; zinc ion binding. The transcript has a single exon. Bases 1 to 717 code for a protein of 238 amino acids.
AUGAGAGAUGCGUCUUGCCUCGAGACGGCAACUCUCUCCUACUACAAGGAAAAAGAAGAAGAAGCCACCAUGGAAGAAGUGCCCCAGCUCCUCUUGGACCCCGUGCCAGACCUCUUCUCCUACGACGACGACGCCUCGCGGUGGCAGGCCGUGCGAGCGCGCGACGUCUGCGCCGACGGCUUCUUCGUCUAUGCCGUCAAGACAACCAAGAUCUACUGCCGCCCCAUCUGCAAGGCCCGGCUGGCCCGGCGCGCCAACGUGCGCUUCUUCCCGACGGCCCCCGCGGCGCAGGCGGCCGGCUUCCGCGCCUGCAAGCGCUGCAAGCCCGAUCUCGCGGGCUUCAUGCCCGAGGAGCGCGCCGUGCGGCAGAUCCGUGCCUUGGUGGCCUCGCGGGGCGGCGGCGUGACGGGCAUGAGCCUGGGCCAGAUGGCGACGCGGUCGGGCCUGUCCAAGUGGCAUUUCCACCGGGUCUUUAAGAAGAGCGUUGGCCUGACGCCCGGCGAGUUUCUGCGGGCGCAGCGGGGGGGCGACGGGGACACGACGUGGCCGCAGCAGCACUUGGACUUGGGAGGGGACGAGUUUGGUUUCUUUGAGAAUCAGCUCGUCGAUCUGGGAGGGGCUGUGUCGGGCGAGGCGCCUACAGCGUCCAGGGAGGGCGAGCACAGCCCGUUUUCGCUUGAUGACUUGCUGGCUUGGCCGGAAGAUGACAAUGAGUGA